ACUGGGUUUGGCGGCUGGGCCGAGGCUGAGCCAGAGGCGGGCGCCGCAGCCGCCAGGGUGCCGGGAGGUCCGCGGCCUGGCCGGGCCCUCUCCCUCCCGCACCGCUUCCAGCUGCCGGGUUUGAGUAUCCCCGGUUCCUAACAGGCAGCUUGGAGGUGGCCGCCGCCUCCUCCGGAGCCUGAAAGUCUGCGUAGCGUGGGUGAAGCCAAGGUGUCGCGGUCAAAUCAUCCAGGCACGGCCCUGCGGCAGCCCAGUCCCGUUCACGGUGUUCUGCUAGGGCACGGCUGUGAGGGAUUUACACUCAGCAGUGACCACCGAGCCCCUUUCAAAGGCAGGCGCUGCAUGGCGACUACAAAUCUGUGAUUCUUUAAGCUGUACCUGGACACCUCCCUGCAGAUGGGUUCUCGUGUGCGCACAGGUCUGCGAAACACUUUGGUGUGAGGAAACUCUCCAGGGUUUGAGGCACAUUGCUUCAGUUCAGAGGAGCGCAACUUUGCGCGGCAAGACGUUCUCCUUCUGUAAGAUUACAGAGCCAGCGUUUACUGUGUCCUCAGAAGACCUCAAGAAAGCGUUUCAAGUGUUUAUUCAAGCAACAUCAACAGAGAUCAAGAGGAUUGUUUAUGUAGCUGACACUCCAUGCUGCCCCGUCACAUGCAGAGGCUGGGAAGAGACUGGAUCACCCACUGGAACGGUUCUCAGAUACUCGCCUUGAACAGCCCGGUUUCCAGCUGUAUGAGAUGGGCCGGACACUAUCCCUGGGCCUCGUUUCCACCCCCUGUUCCAGGUGAUUUCUCAGCAAACUGGAGACUCCCUCCAUUUUUUGGGCCUUGGACACAAUUUCAGAACUCUAAUUGGCAGCUUGAUAACUUCAUGCAAAGUUCUUGCUUUCACCUACCUAACCCCAGUAUGAAAUCUGAGGGAGAAGAGCCAUUGACAAAGAAGAGAAGACUCAGUGGCCAGCAUGAUACUUCAACUCCUGAAGAAGAAACAAACUCCUCCAGUCAGAAGGAAGCAUUGUGUCUUUCUGUAGCACAGAAUGAAGAAAAACAGAGCAGCAAGAAAGGAACUGUCAAAAGACAUUGGGAAUAUUUCUGUCAGCACAGUGGAACAAUGAAAAUCUUUGAAAAUAAAGAAACUGACCAAAGCAAUACAGAAAGUGAGGCAAAAUUUGAUUUUACAGUCAUGUCCUACAAUAUCCUCUCACAGAAUUUGUUAGAAGAUAACUCCCACCUGUACAAACACUGCAGGCAACGGUUGUUAAUCUGGACAUACAGAUUUCCCAACAUUCUACAAGAAAUCAAACAGCUGGAUGCAGAUGUACUCUGUUUACAAGAAGUGCAAGAAGACCACUACAGAACAGAGAUCAAGUCAAGUUUGGAAUCCCUGGGAUAUCACUGUGAGUAUAAAAUGAGGACAGGGAGAAAACCUGAUGGCUGUGCCAUUUGCUUCAAAACUUCCAAAUUUCGCCUGAUUUCAUCAAACCCUGUGGAAUUUUUUCGCCACGAUAUUCCACUCUUGGACAGGGAUAACGUUGGACUGGUGUUGCUUUUGGAGCCUAUACUUCACUGUAAAACUAAUGCUGCAAUCUGUAUAGCCAACACACAUCUGCUGUAUAACCCAAGGCGAGGGGACAUCAAACUGACCCAACUUGCAAUGCUCCUGGCAGAGAUUGCUAGUGUUGCCCCUCAGAAGGAUGGUACCUUCUGUCCAAUUAUUAUCUGUGGUGACUUCAAUUCUGUUCCUGGUUCUCCAUUGUACAGAUUUAUAAAGGAAGGAAAGUUAAAUUAUGAAGGACUUGCUAUAGGGAAGGUCUCUGGACAAGAACAGUUUCCAAGGGGACAAAGAAUCUUAUCUAUUCCAAUUUGGCCAAAAAAAUUAGGUAUUUCACAAAACUGUGUAUAUGAAAUAAAACAGCAACAAAAAGAAGGAAAUGCAGGAGAAAAAUUGGAAGCAGCAAAACUGGACAACACUCAGGAGAUUGUAAUAGCAUCUGAAAAGUUGUCUUCAAAAUUGCAGCAUCAUUUUAAAUUGUCUUCAGUAUAUUCUCAUUACUUUCCUGAAACUGGGAUACCAGAAGUAACGACUUGUCACUCCCGAAGUGCUGUCACUGUGGAUUAUAUCUUCUAUUCUGCAGCAAAUGAUGAUACUGCUGCCCAGCCAGUUGCAGCUAAAACUCACCAGAUGGUGCAAGAAAGACAUGGUACCUCCGCGGGUGUGUUUCUUGAUGGGUAACACAGUGCUAUCCUUUACUGCAUUUGUGCUCUUACCGUGGAUACUUCUGAGCAGCGUGCUUUCCCAUGUCAUCAUUAGUUCUGUGUUUUAUGCCGUCGUCAAAGGUCAUUGCACAGUGCAGUGCUAGCAGAUAAAUGGCUGUGCAGAAUUCAGAACAAAGAAACCUGGAUUCCACUCCUGCUCCCGCUAUAGAUUGCAACUGAUUUUUAUAAAUUAACAUUGUUUUCAAUAUAUGAGAUGAAAAUACCACCUUCAUCUCUUAUACCUUGAGACUAGAUUGUUGAAAUUCAUUGAGUCAAUGCACGAAUGUCUCAUUUGUCAUAACACGCACAGUAAAUGCUAUCUUAAUGUAAAAUAUCAAAUACAAAAGCUUCACAACACAAAUAAAAGCUUUGACUGAAAAACUAGGAUAUGAGAAGAAUCUAAAUAACUUCUGAAUGCUGUGUGAUUUCAGAGUGCAUACCUGUGCAAAAUUUAAUCCUAAUGUGCCUGCUUAUGUAUUUUCUUGCACCAUCAUUGUCCCAGCAGAGCUAUAGCACUUUUUUCUUUCUGCACUUGUUUUUCAAAUAGAUUCUUCACCCCACAUCAGAGUACAGAAUGA
Molecule: messenger RNA, 2833 nt
Organism: Harpia harpyja (harpy eagle)
Lineage: Eukaryota; Metazoa; Chordata; Aves; Accipitriformes; Accipitridae
Gene: ANGEL2
Product: angel homolog 2
Exons: 11
Coding region: 637-2232 (531 amino acids)
Biological process (GO): 3'-UTR-mediated mRNA stabilization
Molecular function (GO): 3'-5'-RNA exonuclease activity; mRNA 3'-UTR binding
Source: RefSeq, a predicted model, not a curated record